Chara braunii is the source of this 1696-nucleotide messenger RNA. NCBI's taxonomy places the organism in Eukaryota, Viridiplantae, Streptophyta, Charophyceae, Charales, Characeae. The record is from the annotation of a GenBank genome assembly.
CCGCGGAUGGGAUUAGGCCCGAAGAUGCAAAGGUGGCCAGCAUGCGUGACUGGCCACGACCCCAGUCUGUGACUGAGGUCAGAUCGUUCUUGGGAAUGUGUGGUUAUUAUCGCAACUUCGUAAAGAACUAUAGCAUGAUCGCAUCUCCCUUGACCGAUCUAACUCGACUUGACACACCAUGGGACUGGACCGACGAGUGUGAGGCAGCAUUCAAACGUUUGAAGCAUACUCUCACACACCAUGAGCUUCUCAUGGUACCCGAUCCACAAAGGCCAUUUGUUGUAACCACUGACGCAAGCCAAUAUGGCAUUGGCGCAAUGAUGGCUCAGCAGGACGGGAAGAAGUUGAGACCGGUCGAGUACAUGAGCAAAAAGAUGCCAUCAAAGAAGUUGGCAAAGUCCACCUACGAGAGGGAACUCUAUGCUCUCUACAAGGCACUUGUCCACUGGAGGCACUAUCUGUUAGGGAGGUUCUUUUAUCUGAGAACUGACCACCAGACUCUCAAGUGGAUCAAGACGCAACCGGUUCUUUCUAAUGCACUCAAACAAUGGAUUGAAGUCAUAGAUCAGUAUGACUUCAAACUAGACUAUGUGAAGGGAGAGUACAACAAGGUUGCAGAUGCGUUGUUUAGAAGGGCAGAUUACAUGGGUGCGCUGAUUGCUGAGUUUGGCUUAUCUGAGGAUGUAACUCGAUCUAUGGAGGAAGCCUACAAGGAAGAUCCCAUCACGAUGGACAUCAUCAACAAACUUCAGGCUAAAGAUAAGGCCACUACUGAUAAGUUUGUGAUUGUGGAUGGGUUGCUCUUUCUUGAGAAGGCAGGAUUUAAGAGAUUAGUUGUUCCAUCUAGGGAAGAUUUGCGCAGUUUGUUUCUAGGAGAAUGCCAUGACGCAACAGGACACUUCGGCUAUAAGAAGACUAGUGCUAACUUAGUACAACGAUUUUGGUGGCCUAACAUGCUGGACGAUGCAAAGAACACCAUCGGCGUCAGUCCUAAUCAACUGCAUCUGGGGUGGAAGCCUAGAUCUGCUCUAGACUUCAUCCUGCCUGAGAACCGAACUACUGCAACUCCUGGAACCAUUGAAUUUGGUGUCCAGUAUGAGAAACUGUUGCAGCAGACUAUCGAACACCUCAAGAAAUCUCAAGAAGCUAUGAUUGCUUCUAAGAACAAGCAUCGCCGACAGUCCACAUUUCAGGUAGGGGAACGUGUCUGGGUCAAGGCUAGUGAAUUGGGACAGGAGUUUGGCAUCUCUAGGAAACUAAUGCCUCAAUAUUUCGGUCCCUGGGAAGUCCUAGACAUUGUGGGGAAUGAUUUGGAUGGACCCUCGUACGUUAUCCGUAUCCCUGGUCACUUACACACUUACCCUGUUUUUCAUGCCUCCAAGCUUGCACCUUUCGCUGAGACAGCACAGUUCCCAUCAUGGAGAUCUAUGCUGCCCCCAACCAUGGAUAGCCACGUGGAUGUCGACUAUAUCCUGGAUCAUAGAGACACGCCUGUUCCCAAGCCACCUGGCAGGGGAAGACCUCCAAAACCUGCGAGGGAAUACAUAGUACAUUUCAGGCAUCAUACAGAUGCGAAGGAAGAUCGAUGGAUCUCAAGGGAGGAACUUGUCAAGACAGCUCCUCAAAUCGUGGCAGAUUAUGAGAAGAGGUUAAAAGGGAAGGCACCAGCAUGAAGCAUCUCAGCGAACUUUCUAAG